AGUUUACACUUUAAUAUCAACCUGUUUCCUCCUCCUCCUUCUCCUCCUCCUUCGUGACCUCCUCCUCCUCCUCUUUCUCCUGAGAAACUUCGCCCCGGCAGUGCGGAGCGCUGCUGCGCAGCCCGGGAGGGACGCAGGCAAGGCGGCGGGCAGCGGGAGGCGGUAGCCGGUGCGUCCCCGCGGCUCUCGGCGGAGCCCCGCGCCCGCCGCGCCAUGGCCCGGAGACCCCGGCACAGCAUAUACAGUAGUGACGAGGAUGAUGAAGACAUUGAAAUGUGUGACCAUGACUAUGAUGGGCUGCUUCCCAAGUCUGGAAAGCGUCACUUAGGGAAAACUAGGUGGACCAGGGAAGAGGAUGAAAAACUCAAGAAGCUGGUGGAACAGAAUGGAACAGAUGACUGGAAAGUCAUUGCCAAUUAUCUCCCGAAUCGGACAGAUGUGCAGUGCCAACACCGAUGGCAGAAAGUGCUAAACCCUGAGCUCAUCAAGGGUCCUUGGACCAAAGAAGAAGAUCAGAGAGUGAUAGAACUUGUACAGAAAUACGGUCCGAAACGUUGGUCUGUUAUUGCCAAGCACUUAAAAGGGAGAAUUGGAAAACAAUGUAGGGAGAGGUGGCAUAACCACUUGAAUCCAGAAGUUAAGAAAACCUCCUGGACAGAAGAGGAAGACAGAAUUAUUUACCAGGCACACAAGAGACUGGGGAACAGAUGGGCAGAAAUCGCAAAGCUACUGCCUGGACGAACUGAUAAUGCUAUCAAGAACCACUGGAAUUCUACAAUGCGUAGGAAGGUGGAACAGGAAGGUUAUCUGCAGGAGUCUUCUAAAGCCAGCCAGCCAACAGUGGCCACAGGCUUCCAGAAAAACAAUCACUUGAUGAGUUUUGCUCAUGCCCCACCUUCAUCUCAACUCCCUCCAACUGGCCAGCCCUCAGUCAGCAAUGACUAUUCCUAUUACCAAAUUUCCGAAGCACAAAACGUCUCCAGUCAUGUUCCAUAUCCUGUAGCUUUACAUGUAAAUAUAGUUAAUGUUCCUCAGCCAGCUGCUGCAGCCAUUCAGAGACACUAUAAUGAUGAAGACCCUGAGAAAGAAAAACGAAUAAAGGAAUUAGAGUUGCUCCUAAUGUCAACUGAGAAUGAGCUCAAAGGACAGCAGGCAUUACCGACACAGAACCACACAUGCAGCUACCCAGGGUGGCACAGCACCUCCAUUGUCGACCACACCAGACCUCAUGGAGACAGUGCACCUGUUUCCUGUUUGGGGGAACACCACUCCACUCCAUCUCUGCCAGUGGAUCCCAGCUCCCUACCUGAAGAAAGUGCCUCGCCAGCAAGGUGCAUGAUCGUCCACCAGGGUACCAUUCUGGAUAAUGUUAAGAACCUCUUAGAAGUUGCAGAAACACUCCAAUUUAUAGAUUCUGAUUCUUCAUCAUGGUGUGAUCUCAGCAGUUCUGAAUUCUCUGAAGAAGCAGCUUUUCCACCUAGACAGCAUUCCGCAGGCAAAGGGCUCCAGCUUCAGCAAAGAGAGGGCAAUGGGAAUAGCCCUGUAGGAGAGCCUAACCCGAGGGUGAACAACCCUCCCAAGGCUUUACCUCCUGCAAAGCACAGCACAAUUCCACUGGUCAUCCUUCGAAAAAAGCGGGGCCAGGCCAGCCCCCUAGCCACUGGAGACUCUAGCUCCUUCUUAUUUGCUGACGUCAGCAGUGCAAGUCCCAAGCGUUCCCCUGUCAAAAGCCUGCCCUUCUCUCCCUCGCAGUUCUUAAACACUUCCAGUAACCAUGAAAGCUUAGACUUGGAAACACCUUCUUUAACUUCCACCCCUCUCAAUGGUUACAAAUUGACUGUUACAACACCGUUUCAUAGAGACCAGACUGUGAAAACUCAAAAGGAAAACACCAUGUUUAGAACUCCAGCUAUCAAAAGGUCAAUCCUAGAAAGCUCGCCAAGAACACCCACACCUUUCAAACAUGCACUUGCAGCUCAAGAAAUUAAAUAUGGUCCCCUGAAGAUGCUACCUCAGACGCCGUCUCAUCUAGUAGAAGAUCUACAGGAUGUGAUCAAACAAGAGUCAGAUGAAUCUGGCAUUGUUGCUGAGUUUCAAGAGAAUGGCCCACCUUUACUGAAGAAAAUCAAACAGGAGGUAGAAUCUCCAACUGAUAAAGCGGGAAACUUCUUCUGCUCAAGCCACUGGGAAGGGGACAGUCUGAAUGCUCAACUGUUCACACAGGCAUCACCUGUGGCAGAGGCACCACCAAAUAUUCUUACAAGCUCUGUUUUAAUGACACCAGUAUCAGAAGAUGAAGACAAUGUUCUCAAAGCAUUUACAGCACCUAAAAACAGGUCCCUGGUGAGUCCCUUGCAGCCUUGUAGCAGCGCCUGGGAACCCACAUCCUGUGGAAAGAUGGAGGAUCAGAUGACGGCUUCCGGUCAGGCUCGCAAAUAUGUGAACGCGUUCUCAGCCCGGACUCUGGUUAUGUGAGACGUUUCCAGAAAAGCAUUAUGAUUUUCAGAACACUUCAAGUUGACUUGGGAUAUGUCAUUCCUCGACAUGAAACUUUUCAUGAUUGGGUGAAGAAUCUAUUUUUGUUGUGGUACAACAGUUGAGAGCAGCACCAAGUGCAUAAGCGCAUUUAGUUGGAUGAAAUCUUAUUAGAUUUCACUCAACUAAAAGGAUUUUUUUUAAUAAAUAAAUAACGGUCUUACCUAAAUUAUUAGGUAAUGAAUUGUAACCAGUUGUUAUUAUCUUGUGCAGAUUUUUUUAAAAAAAGCAUAAAAUGAUUUAUCUGUAUUUUAGAGGAUCCAACAGAUCAGUAUUUUUGCCUAUGAUGAGUUUUUUGAAAUUUUACACAAGAGAUACUCCAGUAUUUCUCUUUUCUCAAUCACUAAACAUAUGAAUAGAUUUUUUUUUAAAUCAGUAAAAGCAUUACUAUAAAUGUUGAAAAAUAUCACGAGACAAUAGAGAUUGUUAAUGCUCAUUUAUGGUUCAUAACAUUGGAGGUACAUUAAUUGUACUAAACCAUUUUGAGUUUUUUUAGCUUGCUUUAAAAAUUAUUACUGUAUGAAAUAGUUUUAUAAAAAAUUAUAUUUUUAUUCAGUAAUUUAAUUUUGUAAAUGCCAAAUGAAAAAUGUGUUUUGCUGCUAUGGUCUUAGCCUGUAGACAUGCUGCUAGUGUCAGAGGAGCAGUAGAGCUUGGUUGAAAAGAAAAAAAAAAAACUUGGUGUUAGGUAAUUGACUAUGCACUAGUAUUUCAGACCUGUUUUAUUUUUUUAUAUGUAUACAUUUUUUUUCCUUUUGUAAUACAUUGGAAAACUUGUUUGGGAGAUUUUGCAUUUGUUGUUGUUGUUGUGUGUGUGUGUGUGUGUUUUUUUUUUUUUUUUUGUAAUUGUUGGUUUAAAAAAGCAUGCAUUGCACUUCUUUUUUUGGGAGAUCUAUGUUGUCAAUGUCCUAUGUUUUGUUUUGAUUUCAACCCCUGACUGUUCUUUAAUUCAGGGAUUCUGAGUUCCAUCAACAUCCCCCAGGGUUUCUAAGUGUAUGGUUUCGGAACUGCCUCACAGAUACUACGUUUGCAGCUGGGGGAGAUGAAGACUGAGGUCAAUAGUCAGUUUCUGCCUUAAGAACAUUCAGUGCAAGAUGGCCAGCACUGAACUUUUGAUAUGACAGUGUACUUACUGCCUUGUAGCAAAAUAAAGCUGUGCCCUUAUUUUACUUA
Molecule: messenger RNA, 3705 nt
Organism: Marmota monax (woodchuck)
Lineage: Eukaryota; Metazoa; Chordata; Mammalia; Rodentia; Sciuridae
Gene: Myb
Product: MYB proto-oncogene, transcription factor
Exons: 16
Coding region: 214-2475 (753 amino acids)
Biological process (GO): regulation of DNA-templated transcription
Cellular component (GO): nucleus
Molecular function (GO): DNA-binding transcription factor activity, RNA polymerase II-specific; RNA polymerase II cis-regulatory region sequence-specific DNA binding
Source: RefSeq, a predicted model, not a curated record